Homarus americanus (American lobster) is the source of this 5470-nucleotide messenger RNA. Its product is annotated as protein mono-ADP-ribosyltransferase PARP12-like. The coding region runs from base 194 to 3217 and encodes 1007 amino acids. The record is from RefSeq and is a predicted model, not a curated record. The transcript is spliced from 6 exons. Gene Ontology annotation, molecular function: NAD+ poly-ADP-ribosyltransferase activity; zinc ion binding. NCBI's taxonomy places the organism in Eukaryota, Metazoa, Arthropoda, Malacostraca, Decapoda, Nephropidae.
CGGGGAUAGUGUGUUGAUAAAGUGUGGAAUUUACAAACAACUACGCUUGUUCACCAAGGCUUAUCUGUGUGUGUCAGAACAUGACGAAAUUAGGAACUAUCAAUACCUGCCAUAGUGUUACACUGGAUGACACCCCCUCACACCUGAACAAAGGAUUGAACCCGUAACAAAGGAAGUGUAAGUGAUCUUCAUAAUGGGUGACCAGGGUGGCAGGAAAGGCCAGAGUCGACAACAAGGAAACAAGGUUGAUGCUGAUGCUAUUAGAUUUGAGGAAAGAGCCAGAAAUCUUGAACGUGCAGCUAAGGAUAUGCAGAAAAUGCUGAAAGAUAUUGCCAUAGAGAAGACCAAAGGCGGAGCCUCCCAGAAGCCCCCUAACAAGACUCCUAACAAGCCCCCUAACAAGCCUCCUGACAAGAUGAACAAAGAAAGCAGAGGAAGUAAAUCCCUGAUGAAUUUAAACUUUAGUGCAAAUAAACAGGUAAAGGGAAACCAAGGCCCACCUCAGGCACAGCGAGGAGGCAGUGGAAGAGGAAGGGGCAGAGGAUAUGGAGGAAUGCAUCAGAACGUAUCAUCACAGCAGCAACACUGGAACAGACACAAUGAUGGUCUUUUGGGUCUUCCCCCAUGCAAUCCAAGUGCUCCUAAAUUAUAUUCUGGAUAUCAUGGUCCAACUCAUCAUGAAAACCGUGGUCCUCAGCAUUUUCAGGGCCCAAGACCUCCAUAUUAUCCUCCACAAGGACCACAUGCUUAUGAAGUACCACAAUAUGAUUUUCCUUCACACUUUGGAGAACCUCCACCUUCAUAUGAAGAAUCAAGUAGAAAAAUGCCACUUAGGUGUAGCAGCUCUUUUGAUUGCCCCCCUCAAGUGCAGUCAACACCUGAAAAGCUGCCGCCUCAUUGCCAAGGAAAAUACAAGAAAAUGGCACCACCCUCUAGAUCAGUUGUUGAAGAAUUGGUGAAGGCCAUGACAUUGUUUAAAGGGCAGUGGUGCACUGCUGAGACCCUCAGUCGGCAGGUUCAAAAAAGUGUGGAGGAACUCAUGGAAGUGGUGAAGUCUUGUAAGAAUAUAUUUUCCUUUAUGGAGGGGAAAAAUGGGGUGAUGAUUGAGCUUGUUCCAAAAGUGAACUUAUGUUCAGCCCACUUGUCUGAGGAAGGCUGUCUUUCUCCUGGUUCUUGUAAGAAUCUUCAUCUAUGUAAGACAUUUGUAAUGGGAUUUUGUAAUGCGGGUGCCUCAUGCCAGUUUGGGCAUAGAUGGGAAACUGAUCACAACAAUUCUCUACUUUCAAAGUUGCAUUUAUCUCUGAUUGAUAAAAAUGAUUUACGUCUCGUGAUCAGAAAGGUCUGCAGAGGAAAGGAUUCCCCUAAAAUAUGUUAUUUUUACAAUGAUAAAAAUGGAUGCAGGAACAAUGAGAAAUGCAAUUGUUUUCACAUCUGUAAAGAUUUUGUAGUGAAUAGAGGAAAGUGUUCUGUGUCAAAUUGUUCCCUCAACCACAAUCUCUUCACCGACAACUGUAAAAGGCUAUUCAAGCGUUACGAUAUCUCCAUCAAUGAGUCCCCACGUGACAUUUUGAUAAAAUUAAUGUCAUUAACUCAGGAUGAUAACCAACAGUCUUCUGCAUCAGCCAAUGUGAAUACUGGUGAUGCCAAGGAUGAAGGCAAGAAGAAAGCUCAGAAAUCAGAACCUAAAGAUAACAGUAAAAAUGAUGCUUCAACAGUAUCAUCUGGAAAAUCAGCAAAUGAAGGGGAAAAGAAGGGGAAAAAAUCUGCUGAAAAGAAAGAGGAAGACAGUUCAUCAGAUAGUGACAGUGAUUCAUCUUCUGAGCAGAGUGAUGCUGGAGAUAGCCAUAGUAAAGGCCAGAAAAAAUAUAAGAAAGAAAGAAAAGCUAAUACUGAGGGUGAAAGAAAACCCAAAAAGAAAAAGUCAACCACUGUCAACUCGACUGAUGUUUGUGGUGAUGUACAGAUACCAGAAGUAUGUAUUUUUGCCGUUAAUGAUAAAUGUAUAAACACCAAGAAAGGCUGCAAGUAUCUUCAUGCAAAAAGUCUUUUUCAUUGGCAGUUUGAAAAGGAGAAAAAAUGGUACAACUUUCGCGUAUUUCAGUCUAAAGCUCUAGAAAAUGCUUACAGGGAUGUUUCCAAUGGCGGUGUCCAGAUACCUCCCUUUGACGAAAGCAAACUAGAGUCCUUUGCUAAAGACAUGCUGAUGCUUUUGGGAACUGAGUCAUGGAUGGCAAACUUCCAGGAUAUGACUUUAAACAAUUCUUCAAGAACCAAACAACUUAAUAUCCGUCGAUUGUCAACUCGAUCAGCAACUGUGUCUGCAAGUCCAAAAUCUACUGUUUUUGAAUGGUACUUUCUUGAUGAACAAGGCAAGUGGAUCCGCUAUGGUCAGGUAGAUAGUCUUGGUAAACAGGAACUUGUGUGCCACAUAUCCUCAGAGGAUAUUGAAAAGCAAUAUUUAUCGGACCCCACUUCGUCAAUGAUAAUAUGUAAUGCUCAUUUUAAUUACAAAUUGGAUUUCUCACAAAUGACUCAAAUUAAUCAAAAUACAAACACUGCAAAGGAGAUUCGGCGUCGUCCAUCACGACUCUCUUAUCAGAGACCCUCACCAUCUGACUCGGUCCAGUCAUCCCUUCCGGCUCACUGGAUACCAAUGGGAAACCAUCAGACCCACUUUCCUGUUACUCUGGUUCCUAAUGACAAAGAAUUUCUGGAAGUAGCUGGACGUGUGCGACUUAUGCUUCCCACUGCCAACAUACAGAAGAUUCAGAGACUUCAAAAUCCAUAUUUAUGGCACCUUUUGCAGAAUAAGAAAGCAGACUUAAGUCAAAGGUAUGAUGAAAACCAGUUGAAUUUUCAAAAGCUGUUCUAUGGAACAGACCCCUCAAAGAUUGACACCAUAUGUAAGGAGAAUAUUGACUGGCAACAUGGUACAACAUUUCAACAGGACUAUGGGAAAGGCGCUUACUUUUCCAACAGUGCUGCAGUUGCUCGCAGUCAUUGUACUGUAGAUGGGAAUGGCCACUUCUUCGUAUUAUUGGCAGGGGUCAUAAUAGGGACAGUGACAAAAGGAACGCCAACUCUCACCCGGCCACCCACAAAUCUGUCUACUGGUAAGCAGUACGACACAACUGUGGAUGAUGUGCACGCCCCAACCAUCUUCGUUAAGUAUGAUAAGGGAGAGUAUUAUCCCGAGUAUAUUAUAGAAUUCUACUAAAAGGCAGUAACUACUGUACAGUAUAUAUAUAUAUUAAAUGUGCUCCAUGAAUUUUGUGUCAUCCUGGAACACAUUUUGAAUACAGUACUGUGUCAAACUGCCUCUUAAAUCUCCCAGUGCCUUACAGUUAACGAUUUUCACUAGAUCUUAGCACCUAGUACAGUAAUGGAAAUACGUCUCACUCGUACAGUAUAAAUGCCUCCACCUUUCUGCCUACAUACAGUACAUGUUGCAUGUUCUCUGUUUGUGUUUCUUUGUAAACCAGAGACGGUAUAGUGCAGUAAACUGAUAUGUUUCAGUUUUUGCUCUGUAACAUUGUUAUAUGUGUAUUACAAAUAAAGAUAGAUCUUUCUUGCGUGACAAGAACCAAAUUUAUAAUAAAUAUGUUAUGUAUACCUUAACUGUUACAGUAUUGUCUUUACAGGACUACAGUACUUUAGUUUUUACAUAAAGUGAGCAGCUAAAAAUGUUAAGAAAAUUAAUUAAUAUUUUGUUGACUCUGAAUUGAGUUUAAGAAACGUAUAUAUCUUUGGCUUUGGGAGAACCCUGUUGGUGUAAGAACAGUAUUUGUACAACACACACACACACACACACACACACACCAUACGCAGGGAGAGAGAACUUCGCUACAGCAAAGAUAAUUUUUUCUAAGUUAGUUAUUAAAAUGUUAAUCAAGAUAUAACAAGUCGCUGAUUUACAUUGUAGACACUAUAUUCCCGGGGCACAUUUUCAGUCGUCCUAACCCUAAGUUUUUCAGUGAACCUCAUACAGUGAAGCUUUUCAUUAGCAUGAACCAAAGUAAAGUACUAAGUUAAAAAGUUAAAUGGCAAGUUGAAAUGGUAUGUGACAUUAAAGUACAGUGCAGGUUUAAAACAAGAGAAGUUUUCAGUCAUUUUAACCUAACUUUUUCACAACUUCAUACGGUAGAGCUAUUCAUUGUGUAUGAACCAAAGCAGACUAUUAACUUUGUGUUAUAAUAGCAUACUGUACUGAAGUUCUGUAUAGGUUAAAAAUAAAUGACAUCUGUGAAUACACAUUUAUUUACAAAAAAAAAAUCUCUAAAUGGUGAAGCCAUGACACCACUCACAAGCAGCUGCCACACCACGAGACUCACCUCAUAAUUAUUCUUUCUCCACUUUUCUUUAAUAAGCAUCACUUAUACAAUUAAAACAAAAAGACUCUCAGACUUAAACUAACCAAGUAUGUCUAAAUGCACAUUGCUUUCCUCUGCAAUGUCACUGUCAAGGUCACUCUCCUCCCCAGCCAGUCUUCCCCAGGUGUCAUCUUGUCCCAAACCUCUCUUCACACUUCCUGAAUUUUCAUGUCUAAACUGAUGGAAACAUGAGAUUUCUUGAGUACAGUACCCGCAGGACUGUUUGCAGAAUGUUUUCCAUUUAUUUAUUUUUUUUUUUAAUAAUGGGCUCAAAAAUAUUUCACAGAGCAGCACCAGUUGUUGUCACUGGCAGAAUGCGUGAAACUGAAUUUUGGCGAGCUGGGAGAGUGUAGGUGAGGCAUGAGAUUCAAACUGAUGCUAUAUCAGACUUCAGCAACUUAUAUCACUCUUGUUCCAUAAUUAUUAAACCACUUUAUAUCGAAAUGGUGUAAAUCAGCGAAUGAUUAUCCUGACGAAUCUGAAGAUGGAGACAAAGAGGUUUUAUCAAGAUAAAAGUCUGUUUGCAAUGUGAGCAUUAGAUUAAAGAUAAAAUACUGUACCUGUAUAGCAUUACCUGUAAAUUGCAAGUAGAUUACCCGAGGUAGGCAAGUAUGAAGUUGUUUCCUGGGCAAAAUGAAGCAAACUUUAUAACUAUAUAUUAGUCUGAGCUAUUAGAUUAAUUUGGUGUGUCAAUUGACAUUCUGCCAUGUUAGCAUGUACAGUACUGUAUUAUUAAUGUGCUGGUCGAGGCUGUAGGAUGAAUAAGGCCUGGAUGUACCCAUGGAUAUUUGUAAGAUAACUUCACCUGACCCAAUGUAACACAUCCAGGUGUCAAAUGUCAGCAUCCAAACAACCAUAAACACCAACUGAAGUCUACUUUCUGCUGGUGUGUAUUGUUACUGUAAAGACUUAUAUUUUUGGGAGGAGGAUGUAAUAAUGACUUGAGACUUUUUACAUGGCCUGAUGUUUCUUAAUGUAAAGACUUAUCUUUUUGGGAGGAGGAUGUAAUAAUGACUUGAGACUUUUUACAUGGCCUGAUUUCUCUUAAUGUAAAGACUUACCUUUUUGGUAGGAGGAUGUAAUAAUGACUUGAGACUUUU